Molecule: messenger RNA, 3347 nt
Organism: Prionailurus viverrinus (fishing cat)
Lineage: Eukaryota; Metazoa; Chordata; Mammalia; Carnivora; Felidae
Gene: TMEM169
Product: transmembrane protein 169
Exons: 3
Coding region: 365-1258 (297 amino acids)
Source: RefSeq, a predicted model, not a curated record
CGCCCCUUGCCUUUGUAGAGUUUUUAUUCUAGUAAAUAUGUGUGACGGCAGUGGGAAUGGAAGGGUAGAAGGGGUAUAUGUGUCAUGGGAGGUAGGACAAUAAACAAAUAAAAGAUUAGACAGUGAAAAUCCAGUUUUACAGCUCUUCACAGUAAGAUGUGCAAGCUCCUUGUAACCCACUACCGUCACUAACAGGAACUCUUUCCUCUGUAGACAGUCAGAUGCCUCUGGAUGAUGAACCAGCCACAGUGUGAAGGCUUUUCAGGACAGCCCCAUCCAGGAAGAAGCUCUGUGAUGUGUGGGUCGUGAGUUUGCUCAAGCAAGUCAGACUCUUCACAAGGAAUAGCGAGACGUGAGGACUGGGAUGGAAGAGCUGGCACCAGUAGAAGUCCAGGGACAGCUCCCAAGCCCCCACCAGGGCUCUCUGAGGAAGGCCAUGGCCGCUGCCCUCGCCCUGGAUGGGGAAUCCACAAUGGGUCACCGGAAAAAGAAGAGGAAAGAGUCCCGCCCAGAAUCUAUCAUCAUCUACCGGUCAGAAAAUGAGAAACUGGAUGAGGAGCCUGGGGAAUCAGCAGGUGGAGACCGACCUAAAGAAGAGGAGGGGGAUGAUUUCCUAGACUAUCCUGCAGAUGAUGGUAUGUGGAACAUGCCUUUGGACAGUCGCUAUGUCACACUAACCGGGACCAUUACUCGAGGGAAGAAAAAGGGCCAGAUGGUGGACAUCCACGUCACAUUGACGGAGAAGGAGCUGCAAGAAUUGACGAAGCCAAAAGGGUCAUCAAGAGAAGUAACACCUGAAGACAGAAAGGCCUGCCAAAUGGGAGUUGACCGUGGGCCCCACGUGGUCCUUUGGACGCUGGUCUGCCUGCCUGUAGUCUUUAUCCUCUCUUUUGUUGUCUCGUUCUACUAUGGCACGAUCACCUGGUACAACAUCUUCCUCGUGUACAACGAGGAGAGGACCUUCUGGCACAAGAUCUCAUGUUGCCCCUGCCUCAUUCUCUUCUAUCCGGUGCUCAUCAUGGCCAUGGCCUCUUCCCUGGGCCUCUAUGCUGCUGUGGUCCAGCUCUCAUGGUCCUGGGGAGCAUGGUGGCAAGCUGCCCGGGACAUGGAGAAAGGCUUCUGUGGCUGGCUCUGCAGCAAGCUGGGCCUGGAGGACUGUUCUCCCUACAGCAUCGUAGAGUUGCUUGAAUCUGACAAUAUCUCAGGCACUCUCUCCAACAAGGACUCCGCCCAGGAAGUAGAAACUUCUACUGUCUAAACUUCCAAGAACUGAUUUCCUUCUGUGGUCCCAAUAGCCUAUAUAUCAUCUUCCAAUUCCAGAAGAUUUGUUCUUUACAUUAGCCCCCUACCCCUCUCAGUUCUGGAAAAUUCUAGCCCACACUCUUCUGUCCUACCAUCUUGAUGGUUCCAGGAGAGCAGGGAACAGAAAAGCAAUUUAUGCCAAGGCAAUCCAGCCAUGGGUGAAUUCUUCUCAUUCCUUGCUCUAAAAUGACCAUUUAUCUGGGACAGGAAGCUUAGUUGUGUGUAAGUUCAGGAGCUUGAAGAUACUGGUGCCUGGAACCCAGGGGGGUAUGUGACUAAAGGUGACAGGGUGAAAAGGGAGGCGCCAGGGAGACCAAGUUCACCAAAAAGAAGUAGGAUGGAGAGAAACAGGAAGCAGGGCUACCACAGUGUAGCAGGGAUAGUGUAGUAAAGAUCUGUGUGUAUCACUUAGAUUUUGAUUUAGUGGCAUAUGAUUAAAACCCUAAAAUAUCCGUAGUUCAAAUAAGAUGGAAGGUUCUUUAUUUCUUGUGCAGAAGUCUGGGGGCGGACCAUCAGGGGACCUGAUGAAGUCAUCCAAAUCCCAGGCUUUAUUCCCCUACCAUUAGUAGGAGGUAGCCCUCUUUGUCCUUGUCUUCAACACCUCUGUGCUGACUCCAGCUCUGGCCAUCACACCCACCUUUCUGGCAGGGCAGAGGAAAGGGCAAAGUGCCUAUCUUCCCUGUUUAAGGAGACUUCCCAGAAGUGUCACUCAACAGUUCUUGGAUCUUAUUGGCCAGACCUUAGUCACAUGACCUCACAAGCGCAAUAGACUGGGAAAUGUCUUUUGGUUGGGCAGCUAUAUUCUAGGCUAAAUUUUUGGGUUCUGCUAAUUUAAGCAAAAAAAGAAACAUGGCUAUUUCGGCAGGCAUGAAAGAAUCUCUGCCUCACAGUAAUUACUUAAAUAUAUCCAGAUCCCAACGUGCUAAUAUAGUUUUAUUUAUUUAUUUAUUUAUUUAUUUAUUUAUUUAGGCCUGAAUGUUACACAGAGAUUUAUACAUAGAUACUAGCUAUAUAUACUAUGUAUAUGCUAUAAAUAGAUAUUAGCAGCUCAUGUACUUUGCAAUUAGUCUGUAAUGUCAUGUGGUUUCAGGGUUUUUAGGAAGGAAGAGUGAACAGUUGAAUGCAAUUGGUAGCAUAACUUUUUUCCUGGUAGUGAAGGCAGGACUGGGCAGUGAUACUUAAUCUAAUCUACAUAUUAACGAUUGUGUAGGGAGGGAUUGAAAACUUCCCCCAACAGGGAUCAGUAGCCCUAAGCAUGUAGAAGACAGAGUUAGCUUUCUGUCUUUUGGCAAGACCUCACUUACAGCCUCACUCACUCAGACCUUUCUGGAGUUUAAGGAACAGUGGCUUUCCACUGUGAAGCUUGUGUCUUCCUGGCCACUAGGGGGUGUAAGCCAGAUGAAUACAGUUUGAUAGAAUCUGAACCUUUUUUCCUUUUUUUAAGGUUAUUUAUUUAUUUUGAGAGAGAGAGAGAGAGGGAGAGAGAGGGAGAGAGAGAGGGAGUGCAUGGGAGGGGCAGAGCCAGAGGGAGAGAGAGAGAAUCCCAAGCAGGCUCUGCAUUGUCAGCACAGAGCCCAAGCACUGGGGGCUUGGAACCACGAACCUUGAGAUAAUGACCUGAGCCAAAAUCAAGAGUUGGACGCUCAACCAACUGAGCCACCCAGGUGCCCCAAACUUUUUUUUUUCCUUUUUAAAUUUAUUCUUGAGGGUGUCUUUCUAAUUUCAAAGAAUUGAAUCCCAAGAGGUCAAGCAGAUUUUGGAGGUUCGGAUCCUCACAAGAACAGCUGGUGCCCAUUUCUUGUUCAUGUCUCAGGAAGAAACUGUGGAAAGACCUGCCGUGAAUCAAACCAGAUGAGUCAGUAGUGCCCUCUCACGGAAGGCCCGGGACAUUUGCCUAAUGUAUGGCGAAUGCCACCUUCAGAAGAACCCCUUUUGAAAACGACAAAAACUUAGCUUCACACGAAACGAAACAAAACUUUGUCCAGCAUUUUUGAAAAUAAACUUGGUGCUCUCCGGUGCUUUUGCAGAAAUGUAAAAAAUUGAAA